AUGAAGUCCUUCGUCGCACCCGCACUCCUCUCCCUGGCACUGUCCACCAUGGGCGAUGCCGCCUCCGUCCCAACCAAGGGCCUCGUACGUCGUGCAGACUUCUGCGACCAGUGGGGAACUGCCACAACAGAUGACUACAUCCUCUACAACAACCUCUGGGGCCAGGACGAUGACCCAUCCGGCACACAGUGCACAGGGCUAGACUCGGUCGACGGCAACAAGAUCGCAUGGCACACCUCUUGGUCGUGGGCUGGUACCGCGUGGCAGGUCAAGAGCUACGCCAAUGCCAAGUUGCAGUUCACUCCUAAGACUCUGAGUGAAGUUAGCAGCAUCAAGUCUGCUUGGGAAUGGAGCUAUUCCAACACCGAUGUCGUCGCCGAUGUUGCAUACGAUAUGUUCCUCAGCUCUACUCCUGACGGCAGCGAGGAGUACGAGAUCAUGGUCUGGCUUGCGGCGAUGGGUGGUGCGGGCGCCAUCUCGUCCACCGGCCAGCCCAUCGCCACUGUCACUAUUAGUGGCCAUGAGUGGGAUGUGUACGUCGGUCCUAAUGGUGCCAUGACCGUGUACAGCUUUGUUAGUAAGACUCUCAUUACUAGCUACUCUGGUGACCUGUUGGACUUCUUCACAUACCUUGAGAAGGACCAGGCUCUGAAGGACAGCUUGUACUUGAUUGCUGUCCAGGCUGGCACUGAGCCUUUCACUGGCAAGGCUGAUAUGACUGUGUCUUCCUACUCUGUUUCUGUUGUUUAA
Penicillium coprophilum is the source of this 750-nucleotide messenger RNA. It is a transcript of the gene xgeA, whose product is annotated as putative endoglucanase. Lineage: Eukaryota; Fungi; Ascomycota; Eurotiomycetes; Eurotiales; Aspergillaceae. Gene Ontology annotation, biological process: polysaccharide catabolic process. Gene Ontology annotation, molecular function: cellulase activity. The transcript is spliced from 2 exons. Bases 1 to 750 code for a protein of 249 amino acids. The record is from RefSeq and is a predicted model, not a curated record.